Lingula anatina is the source of this 2435-nucleotide messenger RNA. Its product is annotated as all-trans-retinol 13,14-reductase. NCBI's taxonomy places the organism in Eukaryota, Metazoa, Brachiopoda, Lingulata, Lingulida, Lingulidae. The record is from RefSeq and is a predicted model, not a curated record. Gene Ontology annotation, molecular function: oxidoreductase activity.
CUGAACGGGUCAAAGGUCACUCAGUUACAGGUACGCGAUAAUCAUGGCGGAGGCACUGGUGAAGCAAGCUGUAGAGUACGUUGCAAAUCAUCCAUGGCUUUUAUUAGCAGGGAUUCUUCUCUACGCCGCUUUAUUCCUUAUAUCUUCCACCUUUUUCUCCGGGCCGAGAGCGGAUAAAAAUCCGUUCGAGAUCGACGCCCGUCGACCGCCGCAGCCUCUUGUGACAGAUCAUAAAGCAAGAGAUGCAGUGUUGAAACAGGGUUUUAAACACGGCAAAGUCCCAGACAAGUUAGAUGCCAUAGUCGUAGGCAGCGGUAUAGGGGGACUUGCUGCAGCCGCCAUCUUGUCUAGGGCUGGGAAACGCGUUCUGGUACUGGAGCAACAUGACCAGGCUGGCGGCUGCUGUCACACGUACAUUGACAAGGGGUACGAGUUUGAUGUGGGUAUCCAUUACAUAGGAGAGAUGCAUGAGAAGAACCUGAUGAGGUUUAUACUGGACCAGAUGUGUGAGGGUCAGUUGCAGUGGGCCAAGCUGGACGAUACCAUUGACACAGUAGCUCUAGGAGAUGCUUCAAACCCUCGACUUGUCCCUCUAAAGGUUGGCCUCAACAAUGAUUUCCAGAAGAGUCUCCUGGCAGAGUUCCCAGAGGAGAAAGAAGCCAUUAAUAAAUUUAUGGACAUGUUGAAGCAAACUCGACUAAAUUUCCAAGGCUACAUGCAGUCCAAGGGCAUGGCAACGUGGUUGGCUAAGUUCCUGGUGAAGACUGGCCUCCUGAAGUUUACGACUAAAUAUUUCAACUACUCCCAGAAGACCCUGAGAGAUGCACUGAAUGAACUCACAGAUAACCAGGAUCUCAAGGCUGUGCUGGGGUACUGUUUUGGAGAUUAUGGUGUUGCUCCCAAAGAAGCCAGUUUUGCCAUGCAUGCCUCUCUCCUCAACCACUACCUGAAAGGUGGCUGGUAUCCAGUAGGGGGCGCCAGUGAGAUUGCCCACAGUAUCAUUCCUGUGAUCGAGAAGAGUGGUGGCAGAGUGCUGGUGAGGGCCAGGGUGACCCAGAUAUUGUGUAACGAGAAAGGAAGAGCCAGAGGAGUGAGAGUUCAUAAGAGCAGUGGUGACAUUGAUAUUACGGCACCUCUGAUCAUAUCUGACGCUGGAGUCUUUAAUACCCUUAAUACCCUACUGCCAAAGGAGGUGGCCCAGAAAUCAACUGUGUUCCCCUAUCUCCCCAAGUUAAAGAAUGGCUGGGGUGGCUUCAAUAUCUUCAUUGGCCUGAAGGGAACAAAGGAAGAACUCGGUCUGAAGCCAAGCAAUGUGUGGGCCUUCACCCAGAGUGAUCUUGAUGGAGCCUUUGAUGAGUACGUGGCCAAGCCUGCAGAAGAAGCUGCCGAGUGCGACGUCCCCUUGAUGUUCAUCUCCUUCCCAUCAACUAAAGAUCCAACUUGGGAGGAGAGAUAUCCUGGCAAGUCUACCUGUGAAGUUGUAACUCUCCUUCCCUGGGAGUGGUUCAGCAAGUGGGAAAAUGAGCGGGUGAUGAAAAGAGGGGAGGAAUAUGAAGAGUUGAAGAACAAGAUUGGACAAAGGAUGUGGGAUCGUACAGUGCAGCUCUUUCCUCAGCUGAAGGAUAAGGUGGAUUACUUUGACAUUGGCACGCCAGUCACCAAUAAGCACUACAUUGAGGCUCCACGCGGAGAGAUCUACGGACUUCAUCACGAUGUUGACAGGUUUGGGGAGGAGUUGUCCAUGACCCUGAGGCCCAACAUUGGUGUCCCAGGGCUUCUGUUGACAGGGCAAGACAUACUGAGCUGUGGUUUUGUUGGGGCCAUGGCUGGAGGAUUGUUAUGUGCAUCUGCUGCCCUGCACAGGGAUGUUUAUGAUGAUGUCUUGAAGCUGUACAAGAAAAGCCGAGGAAAGAAGUGAAUUUGGGAGGCUUUUGCCUUUAUGUCAACGCCUAUCUUUGUUGAAGGUUGUAAAACCUACCAGAAAUGUGCAGGAAAAAAAAGUGGAUUUUUAAAGUCUUCUAGAUAUUGUUUAUUUACAAAAUUGGAGUUUGUGGGAGGUAAAGGAAGACCAAGAAAACUUGGGUGAUUGCGUGUGAGCUUUAACAUGUGAGAUGCACCACCUAAUUGCUGUAACAAUAUUUUUGUUGGGUUAAACAGAACUAAAACUGUUGAAUUCCUAAGAGAUUAUAGAGUCUACAAUACUUCGAGGAGUAAAAUAUCACUUUGAACAAUUUGCAUUUAAAUAUAUUAAAGAUAUUCUUUUAUUGAAGCUCAAUAUUUGCGCAAGGCUUAGCAAAAAAUCACAAAACUUUAAUUUCAUAUAGUGUGGGAAAAUAUUUGCACAGCACUUAUACAGAAUUGUUAUAUUAAUAUGUAUUCAUCAAUAUAUGUAUAUUAUCAUAUGUUGUUGCUUUUUCUGGCGUAAAUAUGAUAAA